Messenger RNA from Lodderomyces oxycetoniae, 1302 nucleotides. RefSeq names its product dioxygenase. The transcript has a single exon. The record is from RefSeq and is a predicted model, not a curated record. Bases 1 to 1302 code for a protein of 433 amino acids. Gene Ontology annotation, molecular function: heme binding; metal ion binding; indoleamine 2,3-dioxygenase activity. Gene Ontology annotation, biological process: 'de novo' NAD+ biosynthetic process from L-tryptophan. NCBI's taxonomy places the organism in Eukaryota, Fungi, Ascomycota, Pichiomycetes, Serinales, Debaryomycetaceae. Gene Ontology annotation, cellular component: cytoplasm.
AUGAUUCCGUCACUUGAAAAAUAUGAUGUGAGUCCCCAGUGGGGAUUUCUUCCCUCUUCAUUACCACUCACUAGACUUCCACAAAAGUAUUAUGAGAUUUGGGAGACUAUUGCUGACAAUUUACCUUCUUUGAUAUUGACUAAAAAAAUACGGCAAACUGUUGACGACAAAUUACCAGUAUUGAAGACGGACUUGCUUUCAAAUGAGGGUGAGUAUAGAAGGGCCUAUCAAGUAUUGGGGUUUAUAGGACAUGCAUAUAUAUGGGGCACGGAUACUCCAACAGAUCGGCUUCCUGCGCAAAUUGCAGACCCCUGGAUAGAAGUUUCCAAAAAAUUAGGUUUGCCACCAGUGGGGACGUAUGCUUCGUUGUGUCUUUGGAAUUUUAAACAGAUUUUUCCAAGCGACGAUAUAUGGGACUUGGAUAAUCUUACUACGAUCAACACAUUUACAGGGUCAAUUGAUGAAAGCUGGUUUUACUUGGUGAGUGUUUAUUUUGAACAAAAGGGAUCGUUGGCGAUUGCUACUGGAAUAGAAGCAUUGAAAAGUGCCGAUAAAAGAGAUUACAAAAUGUUGAUGAAACAUUUGGAGCAAUUGGCUGAGGCAAUUGAUAUGUUGGGUACCGCAUUAAUGAGAAUGGAAGAAAUGUGCGAUCCGCAUAUUUUCUACUUUAGAAUCAGACCAUAUCUUGCUGGUUGGAAGAAUAUGUCCAGUGUAGGAUUAGAAAAGGGGGUCUAUUAUGGAAAUGAAGCCACACCAAGAAGCUAUGCUGGUGGCUCAAAUGCACAAUCUUCAUUAAUACAAUUUUUUGAUAUAAUACUAGGUAUUCGUCACUAUGCAACUGGAGAUUUGAAAACGGACAGUUCGUUCAUGAAUGAAAUGAGAAAAUAUAUGCCUCAGCAGCACCGCGAGCUCCUUGAGGCUCUUGAACCAUACUCAAGAACUAUCCGUGAAACUGUUGAUUCGAAAAAAGACCCAGCGCUUACGCUUGCUUUUGAUGCAUGUUUGGCGAUGUUGAAAUCAUUUAGAGAUAAACAUAUACAAAUAGUAACGAGAUAUGUUGUUCUUCAAGCCAAAAAGAUUAACAAUAUGGGAUCGGGCACUACACUUCGGUCGGGAUUAGCUAGAAAGAAACAAAACGGAGAGGAAAAAGGUACUGGAGGUACAUCGUUACUUCCAUUUUUAAAACAGUGCAGAGACGAGACUGGUAACGCAGCUGCUGGAAGUUGGGGAAAGAGAAUCCUCACUGAUGGAGUCUUGCGUUUGAAGUAUUCAAAACCCAAUGGAAUUAAUGAGGAUGAAUAG